This is a messenger RNA of Megalopta genalis, 8262 nucleotides long. Lineage: Eukaryota; Metazoa; Arthropoda; Insecta; Hymenoptera; Halictidae. The record is from RefSeq and is a predicted model, not a curated record.
UAAUAAGUACGACGCUGCUUUUGACGUUCGCGUACGACUUUUUUUUUUGGUUCCUUCUACUUUGAAAACGGCAGGAAGCGAAAAUUGUUAGUACUGUGCUUAGUGCUUACUGGUCUGACUGAGGAUGUGGUGGAAAGUGUUGGGCACGAUAGGAGAGAUUCAACCGGAAAGGAUUUCGAUUUCGAGCACAUAGUACGCGAGACACACGAGGUCCCGCGAUUGGCCAGUUUAUGAGACGACGAUGGCUCCGUGAGGAGAGGAGAACAUGGCUGCGACGCAAGCCGAGAGCCAACAAAACGAUGUGAAGCUGAACGAGUCCGUGAAAUGCGCACAGAAACGUCCGCAAGUCGGUGGGAAUAGUGCGAGUGUUAACGCGAAGCAGCAGCUGGAUCCAGAGCCGGGUGAUAAAGUGCCCCGGGGCGCGGCCCAGCUGCUUAAAUAUGUGAAUCGCGGCGGGGACACGGGUUUCGAGAUGAGUCAAUACCGCGAGGACAUUGGUGGACACACUGCCGGUGAGGUAAAAUCACCCAGAGAGGCUGGCCAGGCGCCUCAAGAAACUAUCGGCAAGCAGGAGCCUCUCGACGCGCCCGGUCAUCCGAACCAUCCCGGACAUCCGUUCACGUCGAAUGUAAUACGCGACUACUCGGAGGAGUAUACUAACAAAUCCAACGAGUUUCCCUCCAAGUCGUUGACCGAUUAUCCGGCCAAGCAGAUACCGGAAUACGUGGGAAAGCAUGGAGAUUUUCCAGGGAAACAAUUGGAGUAUCAUGGUAAACACUUAAUACAUGAAAGUGAAAGAGUCCAUCGAGCAGACAUGGAAGAGCAUUAUGCAGCUUCCAAGAUUGAAUCCCGAUUGGCAUACGUAGGGGCUACACCGACCAGCUUUCCGGGUCAGCCAAGGUUUCUGUCUGGCCAAAGUAUAUCGCAAGCCACUGGUCCAACACCGACAUUAAAUCAGUUACUUCAGGCAUCUACGCCAGUGCAUCGGUUUCAUGGAAAUUAUCCUGGAAUGGGACCAGAGACUUAUCAACAACCCUGGCCUAUUCAACGACCGCCGGUUGUUCCUCCAGUUUAUGCUCAACCUGGUCAACGACCACCACAGACGGGGUCACCAAGAUUACAUGCAGGGCCUGGAGGACCAAGUUCUCCAACUCCUAUGCCAUAUCAACAGUACACGCAACGUUAUUCUUCUCCUACAAGACCCCAUGCACCAUAUACUCACCAUCAGAUAAACUCAUACACCACACAAACCAGUCAUCCUUCCAGUCUAUACACAGAGCAGAGAGGAUGGAACCAAGGUGGACCACCAAAUCCACCACCGCCUCCAUCCAAUCAAGCCAAUCCUUCCAGUCAGUCACCGCAACGUGCACUUUCUCAAUCUCCAGCACCGCCACCUUCAGCAUCUCCACAACCACAAUCUGGCCAAUCACAGAGUUUCCACAAUCUGCAGCAAAGAUCCACAACACCAAAUACUCAAGGAAUUGAUUCAGGGGAGUUAUCUGGGCAAAACAGUAACGAUAGUUCGAAUGGACCAGCUUGUCCAGGAACACCAAACUCACAGGGGAUGAGACCAACCCCUUCACCUACAGGAUCUACAGGUUCUCGCUCAAUGUCCCCUGCUGUUGGCCAACAAAACGUUGUUCAGAUGCCUCCACGUCCGUCGAGUAGCCAAUCAGAUGGUAGUGGACCAGCACGAAUGAGUCAUUCUCCUAUGACAACACAGGUAGCAUACCAGCAACCAUUGGGUCCUUCACCACAUAUGCAUAGCUAUAAAAUGAAUAACACCGGUCCUGGUGUAGUUCAACCAGGACCUGGUGCAACAAAUCUUGGUGGAAUAAACCCAAUGGGUGGUGGGAUGGGGUAUGCAGCUGGUGGAACGGCUGCUGGUCAGCCUGGGGGUUAUCACGCGCAAAGUACCUAUCCUCCUCCACGACCACAUGUACAAUUUCCACAAGGAUAUCCAUCACCAGCUAAUUCACAACCACCACCUAAUAAUCAAUAUCAGGCUCCCAACAGACCCAACAACUUGGUGCAAUAUCCUCCAUAUACGCAUAAAAUGGGAUUUAAUAGUGUACCACCUGGUAUGCCACCCAGCCCUGGGCCACCUCAAGUUUAUGGAAGCAGCAACACAGCAGGUAUGGUACCACCUGGUACUCCUGGUGUGACAGUGAUUGGUAACAUGGGACCUCCAGCAAGCUCCAUGGGCCCUCCUCCACCUUCGCCCAAUCACGUUAGCAGUCAACCACCUCCAGCAAGUUCGGCUGUACCACAUUUACAUACCCCUGCAGCUACACCACCUCUGAACCACGAGGGAAGUCCAAUGCCUCCACCAAGUACCACUCCUAAUUCGCAUCCUACUUCAACGCCAACUUCGACCAGUCAUUCGGACCUCACCACAGAAACCUCGAACGAUAAUGGCAUAACUACAACGGCUUCAGUAACGUCAUCGAUUAAUGUCACAUCCACUUCAAGUGGUACUGUUACAUCCGUAAUAACGACUGGUCCUGAUGGCACGUCUCUAGACGAGGGUUCUCAACAAUCCACAUUGUCAAAUGCAUCGGCUGCUUCUGGGGAAGAUCCAGCAUUCACACCAAAGGUCCGGAAAGAAAUGAUGGGAGGGUAUCACAGCCAUCCAACCACACCGCAGAGUACAGUUCCAUCACCUGGUGCCGCGAGUAUCAAUUCAAUCCAUGAAGAAUAUCCCGACAUGAACAGUCCUGGUUGGCCACGAACACCUGCUAGUCCUGUUUUUAACAGUCAUGUGCCUCAAGACCCAUACAGAUCUAAGAAACCAGAUAGCUUGGCGAAAUUGUAUGAAAUGGAUGACUCAAUGGAACGAAGAACAUGGCUGGAUAAAUUAGUUAACUUCAUGGAAGAACGAAGAACACCAAUUACAAGCUGUCCUACCAUCUCCAAGAACCCCCUCGACCUAUUUCGGCUAUACCUCCACGUCAAAGAGAGGGGGGGCUUCAUGGAGGUAUGCAAGGUGACAAAGAACAAAACGUGGAAAGACAUAGCCGGGUUGCUAGGCAUUGGUGCGAGUAGUAGCGCAGCCUACACGCUGCGGAAACACUACACGAAACACUUAUUGGCAUACGAAUGUCACUUCGAUCGCGGCGGUGUGGAUCCACAGCCCAUCAUCAAUCAAGUUGAAGCUGGCUCGAAGAAGAAAGGAUCAAAGGGAACCGCUUCUGUACCCUCACCGGGGUCUUCCAAUUCACAAGAUUCCUUCCCUGCUGCUGGAUCGAGUAAUGCUUCCAUGGACGGUUAUGGAAGUUACCAGAGUGGUUACGCUGGCGGCACACCUGGAGGACCGUCUGCGGAGUACACACCACCUCCUCCCAGACCACCUAGCCAGAGUAGUGCUCCCUCCCCUCAUCAAGGUGGUUCGAACCAGGGCGGGCAGAAUAGCGCAAAAUCGUUCGACAACAGUGUGGGACGCUCUGCUCGCAAGUCGAACGCGGCGCCCUACCCUGGUCCACUACGAACCCCAGGUAUACAACAAAGCAGUUACCAGAAUACAGGUUCUUACCAAAACUAUCCUCAGGAUCAGUAUAUUCGCCCCCAAGGAAACACGCUGUCUCAACAAGGAGAGUUCAAUCAACCUUAUUCACCAAGGUCACAUUAUUCACCUUAUGUACCGGACGUCGACAGGGGCUAUCCUGGAGGGAACAUGCCACCGAACAACGCUAGUGGGCAGGACAUAUACAAUAGAUAUAGUAGUAGUCAACAAGCUGCAAGUUAUCAGGCUGGAACUCCGCCCAAUGCCAGAAGUAACAGCUACCCGUCUGCACCGCAGACACAUCCGGCUACUGUACCACAACAAACGGCUACCAGUCAACCUUCUUCACCUUCCCAGCCUUCUGCUACUUCGUCUUAUUCGUGCCCACAAGAUUAUUACCGACAGGAACAGGGAGGGUAUGGAGCUCCAGCAGGGACACAGAUAUAUUCAGGAGGCACGAGUGCAAACAAGAACAUGCCUCCGCCACCACCAGGUCCAAAUCCACCCAGGCGACAUCCUGAUUUUGCCAAAGACCAACAGUAUCCUCAAUAUAAUCAACCAAGACCAACGUAUCCAGGAUGGCCAAAUACUACCAGUCAGUACAACAGCAGUAGUGGGAGCAGUAGAGUACAAUACACGCCGCAGCAACCACAAUCGCAAUCACAGCCACAACAGCCACAGUCGCAGCAGCCGACGCCACCGGUCGGUCCUGUGCCCUCUACGCCUCCAACAGGAGCAAUUGCUAGUAGUCAGCAAUGGGGUAAUCAACAACCAAAUAGAACCACUCCUCAGCCAACUCUGAAUGCUAUAGCGCACGCUCCUCCUCCGUGGGAUCAUCGAUACUCAAAUCAACCGUCCCCUCUUUAUCCUGCACCUGGAAAUCACCAGACUCAGCUUGGAAUCAAUCCCAUGAUAAGCCAGCAACCUACAUCAAAAAGAGAAAUGACAUUCCCUCCUGACAGCAUGGAAGCGAUGACCCCGCUUAUGUAUAAGCGGCGGAAACUCACACGAGCUGAUGUAGCGCCUGUCGAAGCUUGGCGCAUAAUGAUGGCAUUGCGAUCUGGCCUAUUAGCUGAAAGUUGUUGGGCCCUUGACGUACUAAACAUAUUAUUGUUUGACGACUCCUCUGUAAGUUAUUUUGGCUUGACACACUUGCCCGGGCUGUUGGACGUUCUGCUGGAACAUUUCUCGCGUUCCCUGUCGGACAUGUUCGAGUCGGCCGUGAACGAGGACGAUCGCAAUUGGACCCAAUCAGCAGAAGGGCCGGAAGUGGAUCUAGGUGCCGUGACACGACCCAUCGAUCCUGAGGAUCGAACUAAACUAUUGUCGUCCUCGAAUUACACGUUCUUGUCGAGAAGGGGUCGUCCAGUGAAAAUCGUUCCGAGGGAUGAAGACCUGUUUGUUCUUGACACCCGAAGGACUUGGGAUCAUCAGGAGUGUGAAUCUGAAACCGAGCCUUGGCAAGUCGACACUAGCACCACAAAAUACAUAGUGACCUGCUUUCAGUCCGAGAUUGGAUCGGUACCGUUCGCGCGUCUUCUCAGAGACGAAAAACCGCCGUUGUUGCAGAAGGAAGUCGAAUGUACGGAUUCGAAGGACGAAACCAAAGUAGAUCCGAACACGCUCGAGGCGUCGGAGUUCUCGCAGAAGGUUGCCGAGCUCGGCGAGAAACCGAAAGAGGCCAGCGAGAAGAAACAAUUGGACAAGAAGAAAAAGACGAAAACCUUGAGCGACGUUUUGUCCAGGAUCAAGAAGGAACCGGUGGAGAUGAACGAUCUCACGAGAGAGCUAUUCGAGAAAAAGAACGACGGGUUCAAGAAGGAAUGUGAGACCGAGGCCAAGGUGAACAACAACAUGGGCGAACACUUCUCGGACCUACAAAAGUCCGAUGAGGAAAUGAUUCCCACGCAGAACGGGUUGAAUGACACGACGACCAACACCGAGUUGGAAAAACCCGAGAUCAAAGUGGAGAACGAGGAGCAGCAGGAAUCGAUAUCGAAGGAUGACGAUAAUAAGGAGGGACCAAGAUUAAAAAUAAGAGAUCCAGCGGGUACAUUAAAGAGGAGACGAAUAAGCGACUACGAGGACGAGAGCUAUUCGAGGGACGAGGCGAGCCUAUACCUCGUCACCGAGACACAGGAUCACCUGGCUCGGCGUUGUGUCUGCUUAUCCACAAUACUAAGGAAUCUCACGUUCAUACCGGGCAACGAGGCGGAAUUCGCGAAGAAUGUCACCUUCUUGAGCUUGCUCGGUAAGCUGUUGCUAUUGCAUCACGAGCACCCGGCCAGGACACAGAAAACUCGCAACUACGACCGAGAGGAGGACGCGGAUUUCGCGGACUCCUGCAGCAGCCUGCAAGGCGAGAGCGAAUGGUGGUGGGACUUCCUGCAUCACAUAAGAGAAAACGUGCUGGUGAUGGCGGCGAACAUAGCCGGUCACUUGGAUCUGAGUCAGCACCCGGAGGAAAUAUCCCGGCCAGUGUUGGAUGGGCUUCUGCAUUGGGCGGUGUGUCCCGCCGCUCACGGUCAGGACCCGUUCCCCACGGUAGGCCCGAACUCGUCUUUGUCGCCGCAGAGAUUAGCGCUGGAGGCUCUCUGUAAGCUUUGUGUUACCGAGUGCAACGUGGACCUAGUCGUUGCGACACCCCCAUACUCCAGGCUUCAGAGACUAUGCUCCGUAUUAACCAGGCUACUGUGUCGGAGCGAGGAGCAAGUACUGCGCGAGUUCGGCGUGAACCUGCUUCAUUUCUUGUCCGCGGCCGACAGCGGAGUGGCGCGCACUAUAGCCCUGCAAACGCCAUGCGUUGCGUUGUUGGUGGCGUUCAUUGAACAAGCGGAGUCGACUGCGUUAGGGGUCGCGAACCAACAUGGAUUGGCCGCGUUGCGGGACAAUCCCGAGUCGAUGGGUACCAGCCUGGACAUGCUGAGACGCGCGGCCGGCACUCUGCUCAACCUUGCCAGGCAUCCGGACAACAGGACUCUGCUGCUACAGCACGAGUCACGGCUACUUGCUCUGGUGAUGAGUCAGAUAUUGGAUCAGCAAGUGGCCGCAAUUGUUGCUCGUGUAUUGUUCCAGUGUUCCAGGGGCGCGUAACUUUGUUGACAAAAAGAGAGACAGACGGUAUUCUCCUACUUCUUUUUGGGAUACACGCGGGUGUGUUGAUCCGUGUUUGUUUAGCCUCCUUCCUUGUGUAAAAUGAUACGAUGACGAUGAUGAUAAUGUUUUUCCAAGGUGACAGAAAGACAGCUAUAUAUAUACAUAGUGGCUGCUAUUCUAUAUAGAUAAUACAGAAAGAAAGAGAGAGAGAGAAAGCGUGAGCGAACGUGAGAGAGAGAGAGGGAGAGAGAGAGAGAGAGAGAGAGAGAGAGAGUGUGAGCAUGUUAGAAAAAAGUGUGAGAGCAAAAUAAGGGAGAAAGAGAGUGCGAGAACGAGCGAGCAAGAUAAAAAAAAUACGUAGAAAGGUGUAGAAAGAGUGCGAGCAGGAAGGUGAUAGUGUUCAGUAUAACGGAGAGAAAAGAAAGGAACACGUUAACAUGGUGUAGCCAUGAAGGAAUAAUGGAAAGAACGCGGGGUCGGUUAUAGAGAAUAUGUAGACGGAACAAAGUGUCGAUAUACACACGCCACUAGAUUUGCGUGGUUGUAGUUUUAUAUCGAGUAAAUACGGGGAAGAGAAGUAACAAACGAGUUGAUUGAACGGUGUUAGCCGCGUGCGCGUUAACAGAUACACUGCGAGAAUACGCGAGUGCCGCGCCCGCGCCAUGACACGACACGCGAUACCUGUCAGCUAUACCUUUUUCCCCCGCCCCCUUCGUGAAUUGGAAUAAUAUCGACAUAGUGUAAGAUAUUUACAUAGUUAAUGAAAAGAAAGAUAAAGGGAGAAAAGAUCGAUGAACAGAGCGAAAGACCGGGUUCCCGAGGCCACGAGUGAAAUCGGGCCGAUUCAAAACAAUGGAUUACAAGUAGAGGGAUAGGGAGAGGAAACUAAAGACACCGAGAUGUCGAGAAUGCGAGAUAGAAUGAGACGGAUACGGACAGAUUGAACGUGAGAGAGAGAGAGAGAGAGAGAGAGAGAGCGAGCGGGAGAGAGAAAGAAGAAAUGAGACAAACGAUUAUUAGCAGCAUAAUAAUAUAUAAAAGAAUAACUGAGAGCUGACGAUUGAGACAAAACUAUUGAAGAAAAAAAAAUAACAAAUCUGUUUGACGAACCUUAAAAUGGUGCGAUGCGGAACGAUAAUAUUGGGGUGACGAUUAUAUAUAUAAAUAUUAACGAUAAUAUAAUGCAAAUUUUUAUAUUUGCAUGUUUUGUGCUGUAAUUAGCGAGUAAUUAAGAUAUUUUGUAGAUAACACAUAUACACGCGACACAUACGUACACGUGAACACAUAUACACACAGAGACACGGAGAAGAACAUACAUCUACACUUCCAUUGAAUCGUAUUUGACCGCGUGCCGUGCCGCGCGUGUCAAAUAACGAAGUAAUUUCAACAACAACAAAAGAAAGAUGGUGGACAGAAAUAUGAGAGGAAUAAAAGUACACAAUGCGGUGUGAUCGCGCCACGGUGGUCUCCGUUGCGAAAGAAAUUCGAAAACUGUACGAGAAAAACGGCAGACCACCCAGAGUCUCGACUUUAGAUGCACAGGCAGAACUAGAACUGAAGAAAGACAUUGUUGGAAAAAUGAGCGAGAAUGAGGCCGAGUGAGUGUGUGUGCGUGCAUGCGAAUACAUGUGUGUGCGUAUGUGUCCGUAGAGAGAAAGAAAAAA